This is a messenger RNA of Salvia hispanica, 1908 nucleotides long. RefSeq names its product GDSL esterase/lipase. The record is from RefSeq and is a predicted model, not a curated record. NCBI's taxonomy places the organism in Eukaryota, Viridiplantae, Streptophyta, Magnoliopsida, Lamiales, Lamiaceae.
UAAAUGGACAUAACCAUUAAAUAAAAUUAUUAGCCCAAGUUUAUUUACUUAUGAAGCCCAUUUACAUCCCCAAUUAAAAUUCAAAACCGCCGUUCUCACUUCUAUCUUCUUCUCCAAAUAUUCUGCAUUUCUCUGCAAGUUCUUCCUCCCAAACUAUGUUUGUCGCCAAAAUUGGACCAGUGCAACGCCAUAUUUGAGUCAUUGCUGUACAUAAACGCAAAAUAAGGACAAAAUGGAAUGCGAUUGGAGUAUGGUUGGAGAGAGCGAGGUGCAGCCUUUUCAGUCGCUUGUCUGUCUAGGGCUUAUAGCCAAAACCGACCGCACCUGAAGUUAUCGCUAUCUGUUCGGUGUAUCAAGUAUUUCGAUUUCUGUUCGGUCAAAUAUUUUGGAGAAUUUAGGUCGAUCAGUUUGGUUUUAACCGAAACCGAGCGGUGCUCUGCCCUAAUUGAUACAUUUGAGGAGGGUUUGAAAAUUUGAAUUAUAGAAUGGAGCCUCUAACAGUAUUAGUGGAUGAGCUCAAACGGCUUGCCACAACAGCGCACGACUUGGCUCACGGCCUCCUUAACUCUGGCCGCCGCCAUAGCCCGAUUGAUAUCUUGAAGCGGUUACAACGAGAAGCCUUUUCAGAUAUCAUGAAACUCAGGGAUAGGCAAGACAAGGUAGAGAGGCUACUCACUUUCUACAAAUCUUCCAAGGGAAGUCCAUUCCAGGAAUCCGGCACUCAUGUGAGGGGGAAUGUGAAUGUACUAGGGGCAUUCUUCGUUAUGGAUGAUGUUGACGAGCAUAAAUACGAUGCCAUUCAAAGAUCUGCUUUUAGAAAUGGUAUUGAUGCUAGGCUGAGAUUUGAAACUGAUGUAAGGGAGAAAGAUAAACUUGUAGCAGAAUUUUCUGCCAAUGGCAAAGGUCAAGGUGAUAUGCUGGGCGGUUCACUUUCUCUUGCAAAAGUUCUCUAUGCUGCACAUUUUAAUGAUUGGUUCUCUGCCGUUGCAAUACCAAUGGGCGCACAAUGCGGAGAUGUUGCAUUCCCAACAAGUACUCAUCAGGAAAGAGGAGUGACUAGCUAUUCUGCUAGUGGACCUCCAUUUCUGUAUCAGCAUAGUGGCAGCGCGAUUGGUAUAGCCGUGAGAAAAAUGAACAUUGUUGCGUCCAUGGCACAGUUUGUAUCCAAUUUUGCGAUGCAGGAUAAUGCAGAUGGAUUGGGGUGUUCCUUGAGCACGUUUGGACAGAUUGUCUGGGAUCUCUCUAGAAACACGAAGCUCUCACUUUUGGGUGUGCACAGAGAGUCCAGGCCAUCAGGUCAAAAUAUCAACCUUGGAGCAUUGGCAUUCCCCCUCAGCAUAUUUAGACGUCACAGAUUUUCAGAUACGUCUGCACAGGAGGAAGAUCAACCAAGACGUAACUCUAAUGGCUCCAUUGCUCUGAUGUUUAACUCAGAAAUUGAGGACAGUACAAGGAUAGGAGGCUGGAUAGAGACCAAAAACUCCAACCCCGGACACCUGCAGUGGGCUGUGACAAUGUCUGAUACUCCAGAAGAAGAGCUCGGAUGGGGUUUGACCUUGGGCGGGACGUUGCAAGGUCCAAAACAGUUGGAACAUUUUCAGAUGGAGACAUUCUUGAACAUGAAUAUCGGUAAAAAUUUGACUCUGCGACCAGGUCUUGUAUAUGUGAAGGACGGAGUAACCCAGUUUCCGGCCCUAACGAUCCAUUCCAGCUGGUCCCUAUAGCUGUUGCUCUCCAUUUUGUGAUGUAUAUUUCUCUUGUUGCCGACAAAAACAUGGAAAUCACAUGUGAGCCAUUGAUGUUAUGAACUGUGUUUAUGGUUUCUUGCAAGUUGAAGCAAAACUGGUGAAGAGGUGAAGAUAUAGCCUUAUUUUAGAAAAAGCCAGAAAAGGUGAUUACUUUUUAUAA